CCUGCUGUUGAGCAACCACUGCAGUGAACAGAGAGACUCCAGUGUGUUUCAUGUUUGUGUAAGUGUGCAAACGUGAGCAAUGCCUGCAAACAGAGAGGGAAUGCACAACGGUCUGAUCGAUGAGCCUGACGAUGACUACAAAAGUCCAGAGGUGCGAUAUUCAGUAUUUGAUAACCGAGGUAAAAGUGGACAACGAUUUUGCCAAGAACCCUUUAAGGUGGCAACAGCAUGCCUGAGUGCCUUCUGCCUCAUCUUACUCAUGAUCCUGGUGAUCACAAGCGUUCACAAUGGUAAGAGCCGUUCAUCUGAUAAGGAUUCCCGCCCCAGCGCUGCUGAAACACAAAUGCAGACGGGCUGCGCUAAUGUAACGGCUCUGACAGAAGAACUGCAGACCGUGAAGAAAGAGAAGAGUGAACUGGAGAAAGAGCGGUCGCAGUUGAAGGACAAAAUCGCUAAGCUUGAGGCAACCCCUGCACCACAAACCUCUCUAGCACCAAUGAAGACUUCUUGCCCUGAAGACUGGAAGCACUUUAAUGGCAGCUGUUACUACAUCUCAAGCAUGGGCAGGACCUGGUCAGAUGGUCAGAGGUACUGCAAGCGAAAUGAUGGACACCUAGCCAUCAUCCUCACGGCUGAGGAACAGACGUUCAUAUGGGACCUGCUGCCCCGUGGAUACUGGAACGCUUUCUGGUUUGGCAUAAGUGAUGAAAAAGUAGAAGACGACUGGCACUGGGUGGAUGGAACCAAACUGGUUGGAGGUUUCUGGGAAUAUGGCGAGCCCAACAACCAUAGAAAUGAAGACUGUGGCUACAUGAUAAAAACAGAUGUUUUAAGUCGUGUGGCUAUAAGGAGCUGGUAUGAUGCGCCGUGCCACAUGUCCUUGCCCUUUAUCUGUGAGAAGACAGCUGCGUCCUCCUGAUCAUUGCUCUCACCAUCAUCAACAUACAUUCAUUGAUCAUUAUCAAUACAAUCUGUAAUGCAAUUACCGUUGUGUUUACAAUCUAACAUCAUAUGUGCAUUUAACUUUAGCUAUGCUUUUUACCAAUGGAUGAUUUUUGUAAAUGUAUGCAUUGAAAAAUCAUAGAAAGAUCAAUUGAUUUAUCGGUUUUCUAUGUAAAAAAAAAAAAAUUGUCAGUCUUUUCCUAAACAACUAAACAUCUUUGAAUAA
Molecule: messenger RNA, 1168 nt
Organism: Megalobrama amblycephala (Wuchang bream)
Lineage: Eukaryota; Metazoa; Chordata; Actinopteri; Cypriniformes; Xenocyprididae
Exons: 6
Coding region: 80-919 (279 amino acids)
Source: RefSeq, a predicted model, not a curated record